AUGAUUGGACCCUUCGAUGACUGCUCUAUCUCUCUACAUUGUUUUAGUGAUGCUAGUAAGGUAUCUUAUGCAGCAUGCAUUUUCUUACGUGCAUAUUUUGAGGGCAAAACUUCAGUACAAUUGGUAUUAUGUAAAUCAAGAGUAGCGCCUGCCAAAGAAGUAAUUAUUCCCAGAUUAGGGUUGCUUGGAGCACUUAUAGCUACUCGGCUGUACCGUCAAGUCAUUGACGCUCUUAAAUUUACAAAGUGCCAAGUGUACUUUUGGAGCGACUCGUCUGUAGUUCUGACAUGGAUCAAAAAAGACUCUCACUGGAGUGCUUUUGUGGCAAAUCGUGUAGCUGAAGUAAGGAGAUGCACAAAUCCGGACGACUGGCAUUAUGUACCAAGCUCAAGCAAUCCAGCUGAUCAUUCCUCUAGAGGGUGCUACAGUGAUGUUGUGAUGUACAGGGUGGGAGUGGCCGGAUUGGCUUAA
Molecule: messenger RNA, 471 nt
Organism: Stegodyphus dumicola
Lineage: Eukaryota; Metazoa; Arthropoda; Arachnida; Araneae; Eresidae
Source: RefSeq, a predicted model, not a curated record